Molecule: messenger RNA, 5923 nt
Organism: Carassius carassius (crucian carp)
Lineage: Eukaryota; Metazoa; Chordata; Actinopteri; Cypriniformes; Cyprinidae
Product: zinc finger and BTB domain-containing protein 20-like
Exons: 4
Coding region: 2360-4435 (691 amino acids)
Biological process (GO): regulation of immune system process; negative regulation of transcription by RNA polymerase II; regulation of cytokine production
Molecular function (GO): protein binding
Source: RefSeq, a predicted model, not a curated record
GUAUGUGACGUCUGACAGAACAUAAAAUCAUUUUAAAGGCAGAGCAGGUUUUGUUAAAAGGUUAUGUAAAGAAACAUUUCUGCACUUUUUUUGUUAAAAAACCCCAGGAAUGUCUAUUGAGAAAGUGAACGUGUCAAUUUUGAUUGCAUGUUUAUUUUGAUGUUAUAAAUUAGGCUAUUUAACCAUUUUGGAUCACCAUAUGUUGAUUGGAAAAUGUUGAUUGCUAUGUUAUGUUAGGUAUGUAAUGACAUCCAGAAGACUGAGAAAUAUGGUUUCCAUAUAAAAUUACAGUUACAAUGAGCCAAUUGUAAUGUAGACCAGCUUUGGUGAACUGCUAAAUUCAGAGUCCAUUUUCAUUGGCUGAAGUGUGUGUGUGAUUGUGGACUGAUGUUGCAGAUUGGGGGUCAAGUGCAAUGUGUGGAGAAAGAACUGAAGCACUAGUCGGUGUAUCACUAUCUGAUCUUUUUAAGGAUCCUCAUGACUUUCUGUUUCUACUGGCUAUCCUCCUUUUGCUGAUGCUAUGAUUUUAUUUUUCUUUUAUUGUUUUUUUUUUUUUUAAUUUGGCAGUUCCCAUGGACAUCUGUACCAACAUGAUAAGACUGUAAUUGUACCAAUAUCUGCUCCAGGGUUCAGAUAAUUUUGAAGAACGUCACAUGAAUAGUCAAAUGGUCCAUCUUGAAAAUAUCUCUGUGAUAUAUUCAGCUAAAUCGGCAUAGAAAAACGUCUGUCACAGGGCUCUUUUUUACUCCCCCUUUUUUCCUCUGACAAUUUUACACCAAAUAUAAUGCUAUACGACUACAGUUAAUAAAAAUGACUGAGGGGUUGGUUAAAAAUGGGAAAAUAUGCAUAAUGAGUAAUAGAAAUUAACAUAGGGAUUUACACCUUAAUGAAGGGGGCAAAUGGUAUGGAAUUAGUUAUUUCCCAAGUGUGUGAUGCUUGCGAUGUUUAUUCAAAUGGAUGUUUUCAAGUGUACUGAAUGUGUUAUUUGGAAAAUAUGCAUCGUAUAUCACUAAACCAUGUCAAGAAGCAAAAUCACAAGAUGCCAAUAUCGCUAAUAUGUAAGAAGGAUCUUUUGAAUCAAUUGUACGAUAUCAUUUACAAAAAUGGGAACAUUAUGCACAACAUCAGCACAAUUGAGGCUUUUUCACAGUGCACCAACACAUAAAAGCGAAACAAAACAUAUGAGCUUGCGCCUUUGUGGAAUUUCAGUGUAAUACAUUUGCAAAUGCAAUUCUCAUAUAUGCAGAGUAUAAGGAGACACUGAAUCACAUUAAACAUCAAACAGAAUACAUCAGCAGAGCUAUGUGAUCCAUGUCCGUGUGUUUUUAUAGUAAUGGUAUUUAAAAUAAAGCAAAAUAAAUUCAUUAUUGAUACCAAACCUUCACUAUCUGGACCUUUAGAGACCCCGUAUGGGUGGUAAUCAUAGUCUACAACGGGUCUAAGCAAGCUAAUAUGUGUUUAUGGCAUUUGAUUGAAUAUCAGUACUUGGAAAGCCAAUUAGUAGUAAUUUGCACAAAAGCAGGAGAAAUGUGAUUGUUAAUAAGCGGUGACUCAGAAGUGCCAUUUACCAUUUGCAAUGUUCAGAAACAAAAAUGUCAAUGAACAAAAUAAACUAAAAAAAAAAAAAAAAAAAAAAAAAGGACAUUCAAAACCAUCCACAGUACGAGUCAGAGGUAUCCCAGACCAAACCCUAAAGUCUGCAUAAUGACAAAUGGUAGGCUAUAUAUUAUACAGAGGAGUAGGACUAAUUUGACAGCGAAACAAGAACAAGAGCUUCAUAUGAAGCAGGAACAUGCAUAGCUUUAUGAUUAGAUGGCAAAAGGCCAUGAACACGCAAUUUAAGCUUCUCUCCGGAAGACUUUCUUGGCACUUUGCCUAAAGAGCACGGGGUUGUUUCAGGUCAGGCCUGGUGUGUUAUUGUAAAGGAAGUGCAGAGCAUUCGACUCGCUGUAUUUCACUUCCUUGUUUUUCACGUGCCGGAAUCACAUUUGAGAAAUCUGACACUGACAAGAUGGCAAAGCAGUGAAAGGUUGUUGACUGUCAAAAAAUAAAAUAAAAUAAUUGUAGGUUUUCAUGCAAACAUAUUUUAUGCAUCUAAAAUGCACAAGGAGUUGCCAUGCAUGAGGAUCACUGAGGAUCAGUCUGAACAGGGUGACUUUGAAGAUUCUGCAUGAGGUUAGAUUGUGGCCAGAACAAAAUGAAAUGAGUGGCUAACAACUGACCUCUUCCGCUGCACCACCACCACCAGCAAACUGUAGCAUCUAACCAGUGCCUCUUCACCAGCCUGACACACAACGCACCCACAUACACACAAUUACCCAACAGAACACCAUCAGACUGUGACAUCAGGUGCAAGGGGAUGACCGAACGCAUUCACCACAUUAAUCUCCACAACUUUAGCAAUUCUGUACUUGAGACCCUCAAUGAGCAGCGAAACCGCGGGCACUUCUGUGACGUGACUGUUCGGAUCCAUGGUAGCAUGCUGCGAGCUCACCGUUGUGUGCUGGCUGCAGGCAGCCCCUUCUUUCAGGACAAGCUGCUCCUGGGCUACAGUGACAUCGAGAUCCCCUCUGUGGUUUCUGUACAGUCCGUCCAGAAACUGAUUGACUUCAUGUACAGCGGUGUGCUGCGGGUCUCCCAGUCUGAGGCCCUGCAGAUCCUCACAGCUGCCAGCAUACUUCAGAUCAAGACCGUUAUCGAUGAAUGCACCCGCAUUGUUUCACAAAAUGUUGGCAUUGCUGGACCUGGCAGCUUUUCGGUCGUCCCAGGCGACUCGGGGCAGGAGACACCACGGGGAACUCCUGAGUCUGGCACGUCUGGUCCCAGUAGUGAUGCCGAAUCAGGCUACAUGCAAACAUCUCACCAGAGCCUUGACCGUGUUUAUUCCUCACUUUAUUCCAGCUGUUCUGGGUUGGGCCUGCAAAACGGUACCCAUGGAAAUCGCUCCCACUAUUCCAGUGCCGCGAUGACAGCCAGCUAUGACUCACCCCUUCCACUACAGCAUAAGGAGGGAGGGCAAGAUCCUGCCUGGAUCACACGCAUCCACGAGCGUUCGCAGCAGAUGGAGCGCUUCUUGGCCACGUCGGAGACUACACACUGCCGUAAACAGCCUCGUCCCGUGAGGCUCCACACAGGUGAUAUUCACAUCAAGCAGGAGCAAGGGGACGAGUACAACUGCUAUGGGCUUGAGGACUGCCGCGAGGACAGCGAACAGCUGGAGUGCGUCGAAAGUGAGCCCAAAGGCGAGAGUUUUGACUCCGGUGUCAGCUCUUCCAUUGGCACGGAAACGGAUUCUGUCGAGCAGCCUUUCUUGUCUGGGUUCACUCGAGACAACUGUCCAAAUAAAGGCCAGCAAGGUGAGCAUGGAACCCCUGUGCAGAUUGAGGUCAACGAUUCAUCUCCCGAGCAGACUCAAGAGUCGGUUGAAGAUGGGAAUAGAAACGGUCCUUCUCAAGAGAGUGGUGAGCUUGUAGUCCAUCAGCCGCCACAAGCCAACCUAACAGCACCACAGUCCAUGCCUGGUGGGCCGUACCUGCGGCCAGGUGAGCCACUUACCAGCAACCUGCGUAUGCCCCUCACCCUGACCAGCAACACCCAGGUAAUGGGAACUGCAGGCAACACUUACUUGCCUACACUCUUUGCAACCCAGUCAGCCAGCGACAACAAGCCUUUCCUCUUCAGUCUGCCCCAGUCCAUUGGGAGUCAGCAGCCACAAUUUGUGGCAGUACACUCUCCCAGCAUGCCUCCAUUCCCCAGCGGACUGACGGUGCCACCAGGUGGAAGUCAGCAGCAAGGUGGUCCUGCAGUGGGACAGCAUGGGGAGAAGAAGCCCUAUGCAUGCACUCUUUGUUGUAAGACCUUUACUGCCAAACAAAACUACGUGAAACACAUGUUUGUGCACACAGGUGAAAAGCCACACCAGUGCAGUAUCUGUUGGCGUUCGUUUUCGCUGAAGGAUUAUCUCAUCAAACACAUGGUUACACAUACAGGCGUCCGAGCAUACCAGUGCAGCAUCUGCAACAAACGCUUCACCCAGAAGAGCUCACUCAACGUCCACAUGCGCUUGCACCGUGGAGAGAAGUCCUACGAGUGCUACAUCUGCAAGAAGAAGUUCUCCCACAAGACCCUGCUGGAGCGCCACAUGGCCCUGCACAGCACCGAAACCAGGGUCACUGGGGUCAGUGUGACUGGGAGUGCCGGAGGCCCCGCAUCAAUCCCGGUUCCGAUGGCUGUUCCCGAGCCUGGAGCGGUGGCUCUCGCCAUGCCGAUGGGAGCGGGCGGAGCAGGGGGUGGAGUCGGAAGCACCGGAGUGGGCGUUGCUGCAGAAGCGAGCUGCCAGGAGGGGACCACCUACAUGUGCUCCGUGUGCCCUGUCAAGUUUGACCAAAUUGAGCACUUCAAUGACCACAUGCGCAAGCAUGUCUCCGACGGAUAAGUACAAAUAAAAAAACUUGCGUAAACAUGGAAAAAUAAUGAAAUGAUAACAAAAAACGGCACUAGAUUUUUUUUCUUAUAUUGGGGCAUGAAGAGUAAUGAGUAUAGACACUGGCACAUUAAGUUUUCUAGGAAAAAAAAAAGCGUUUAAUUUCUUUUCUUUUUUUCUUUUUUUUUGUCCUUGCUAUUCUUUAAGAAUAAAAAAAAGAUGGUGGCCUUAAGGCUGUGUAGUUGGAUAAUGAUCCACUGGCUGGAUCCAUACUACUGGCCUCUAAAUGUAUGCUUUCCUUAAAUACUGAUUUAUGUGUUGAACACUACCGAAAGGCCUGCGAAAGAACACACAAGAAAAAAAAAUUCACAUGCGCACACACACUCAGACAUACACACAAACACAAAUACACAUACCCAUGCAUGCACUCACAUGCACAAACUACUUAUACACACUUAUAUAUGUUAGAGGUAUUUUGUACGUAUGUGUAUUUGUGUAUGUGAGCGUGCGUGUGCACAGAAAUAAAUAUUGCAGUGAAUUUUUUAAACUUGUAGAUCUUUUCCCAUGUAGACCGUAUUGGACACUAUAAGCGUCCAAGCUUACUGUGGUAUAGAUUCAAAAAAAAAAAAAAAAUACAGAAAAAGAAAUUUGGCUCUAGAUUCAUUCUAAAAUAAUGAUGGUCACGUGUUUGCCUUUUUAUGUGCGAUAAGAAUAGGAGAGUUAUUCAAUUUGACACUGGGUUUUUAUUUAUUAUUAUGGCAUUGAGGGAUUAUGAUGUUGAUGUUGUCAAGGUACAAGCCAGUUUUACUAACUGUACUAAAAUGGAAAUUUUUGAGUGGCUUGAUGAAUGAAUGAUUAUUAUGAUUUUGACAUUCUCCUUUUCCCCCACCACACUUUUUUCCCCGAUGGUUCAGGUCAAGUUUACAAAAAAAAAAAAAAGAGUUUAUCAAUGACAGUAUUCAAGCAAAAACUUUGAAUGCCGUUAAUAAUUUCCAGUUCAUUUUGCAUACACUGCCACUAAGAAGACGACUGUUAGUUGACCUCUUCCACUUCAAAACGAAGUGUGAUAAAGUUCUAAUUGCUCCAUGCUUUUUUUUUUUUUUUUUUUGGACAAAAAGAAAAAAGGAAAAUGGCAGAUUUUAGUAUGCAAACAGGCCCGAAAUCCAAGUUAAUUGCUGCUCCUCACAUGCUCACUUUGAGACUGUUAUCAGCUGUAGAAUCCAACAAUAUGUGGAUAUUUCUCUAAUUAUUAUUAUUUCUCAGUGAACAUGGGAAACGUUAAGCUAUUUGGAACCAUGGGCUAGAUUAGAUCAAAAGUGAACUGGACAAAAAUAACCUCCUAAAUGCAUAAAAAUGAUGUAUUUCCUGUUAGCGGCGACUACUAUGACUCAGUUGUUUGGGCCGGUGGGGUGACUAAAAUGCACUACUCCUGUUCCUAAAGCCCCACCUAGUGGCUCAAAUAGCUGUCCUUGUUUUUUGCCUGAUGGGAUAUACACAUAG